Messenger RNA from Dictyostelium discoideum AX4, 2052 nucleotides. It is a transcript of the gene nol9, whose product is annotated as NUC156 family protein. Gene Ontology annotation, biological process: RNA processing. The transcript has 2 exons. Lineage: Eukaryota; Evosea; Eumycetozoa; Dictyosteliales; Dictyosteliaceae. Gene Ontology annotation, cellular component: nucleolus. The coding region runs from base 1 to 2052 and encodes 683 amino acids. Gene Ontology annotation, molecular function: polynucleotide 5'-hydroxyl-kinase activity. The record is from RefSeq and is a predicted model, not a curated record.
AUGGAAAUUAAUAAAAAUGAUAAUAAUAAUAAUAUAAACAAUAAUAAUAUAAAUAAUAAUAAUAAUAAUAAUAAUAAUAAUAAUAAUAAUAAUAAUAAUAAUAAUAAUAAUAAUAAUAAUAAUAAUAAUAAUAAUAAUAAUAAUAAUAAUCAAAAUAAUAAUCAAAAAAAUAAUUAUAGGAAUUAUAAACCAAUUAAAACAGGUACAUUAAUACAACAUCAAAUAUUACAACAAACAUUAAGUAAUUUUCAAACAAAGAAUAAAGUAUUUCAAUUGGGAAGCGAUAAAUUAAUAUUAAUUUUCAAAGAAAAUGAAACCAUUUAUUUCCAUGGUACUAUUCAAGCACGUUCAAUAAUUGGAUCGGUAGAAGUUUAUGGAUAUACAAUUACACCACAAUCUACUACAUACUAUCCAAUUUAUUCACCAUUUUGUUCACCAACUUUAUCAAUUACAAGUAAUAAUAGUAAUAAUAAAUUAUACACAUUAAAAGAAAUAAUAGAAAAUCAAUUAAUUAAAAUACCAGAAUUAGUUAAAAAUAAAUUAAAAGAGAAUGAAAAACAAAUUGAAAUUGAUGAACCAACAUUAGCAAUUUCAUCAAUUAUAGUAUUAAAGAUUUUAGAUGAUCAUUGUGAAAAUCCUAAAAUGUUUACAAAGAAAAAGAUUGAAAUCAUUGAUUCAUUUAAACUUUUAAAAGGUUUUUAUCCAUUAUAUCAACCAGAUUUUAAUACUCAAUUAUUAACAAUACCAAAUGAAUGGUUAAAUUUAAUAAAUACUCAAUUCUUAUAUAAUGAUCAUUGUAAUAAUAAUGGUUUAUCAAUUUUAACUUGUGGUGAAAGAAAUGUUGGUAAAAGUACAUUUAAUAGAAUUUUAAUUAACAAACUUUUAAAAAAGUAUACACAUAUAAUUUUUAUUGAAACUGAUACAGGUCAAACUGAAUUUACACCAAGUGGUAUAAUGUCAAUUGAUAUUAUAAAUUCGCCAUUAUUAGGACCACCAUUUACUCAUUGUAAAAAUAAUCCAUUAAAAUCUUAUUUCUUUGGUGAUACAUCACCAAAGAAUAAUCCAGAAUAUUUUUUAAAUUUAUCAUUUCAAUUAAUUGAUUGUUGUAAUUUAAUAAAACAACAAUAUCCAAAUAUACCAAUAAUUUUAAAUACAAACGGUUGGUUAAAAAGUUUAGGUCUUCAUUUAACUCAAGAAAUUAUAAAAUAUUUUAAACCAACAUCAAUAGUCCAAUUAAUUAAUAAUAAUAAUAAUAAUAAUAAUAAUAAUAAUAAUAAUAAUAAUAAUAAUAAUAAUAACAAUAAUAAUAAUAAUAAUUUAAAUGAUAAUUUAAAUAAUUUUAUUAAUAGAUUUGAUAGUACUGUUACAUUUUCUCAAGAUUGUAUUAAUCAAUUAUUUGAAGAUUGUGAUGAUGAUAAUGAUGAUAAUAAAAAUUUAAAAACAACAAUAAUUACAAAAUUAUAUUCAAUUAAUAGUAUUAAUAAUUUUAGUCAAUCAAUAUAUAAACCAAUUUUUAAUUUGGGAUCAUCAGAAAUUAGAAAUUUAAUGUUUAAAAGUUAUUUUAAAUUAGAGAGUAAAGGAUCAUUAUCACAUCAAUCACCCUAUCAAGUAUCAUGGAAAGAAUUAAAAGUUAAAAUUUUAACCAAUAAUGUACCACCAAGUCAAACUAUGUAUGCAUUGAAUGCAAGUUUAGUUGGAAUUUGUAUCGAUGAAGAUCCUGAAAAGAAUUAUAAAUAUAUAUCAUAUAAAGUUGGUAAUAAUUUACCAACGAUCAUUAAUCAAUCACCUUUAAUUUCACAAUGUAUUGGUUUGGGUUUAAUUCGUUCAAUCGAUAUGGUAAAUGGUUAUUACUAUAUAAUCACUCCAAUCGAUCCUUCAUUACUUGAAAUCUCAAAUACAAUUUUAAAAGGUUCAAUUGAAAUCCCUCAAACUCUUACUAUCUCUGUAUCUUCAAAAGGUAAAAUAUUGGUACCAUACCUUCAAUUAGAUGUCCUCUCUUCUUAUGGAACUGGUUCAGAUGUAAUGAAUAGACCUUCUUUCUUUGAUGAUUAA